AUGGCGCUUUUCAUGGAACCAGAUUUUUUCAACGUUCAGAAACUGUCUGACGACAGGGUCAUAGAUUUCGUCCUAUCCAAAGACAAGGAACAAUUUAAAGAGCCGCAGUUUUUGUGUCCAACAGACUUGGUGAAUGAGCCUGCAACGUCCUCUCUGGAGCCGGACAGAGCAGGACUUGCUGAGGGUCAAAGAAAACGAAAAAGGACGAUCUUCAGCCGUGCGCAGUUAUCGGAACUGGAACGGGCCUUCGUGGUCACGCCAUACCCGGACAUCACGCUGCGGGAGAGGCUGGCUGCGCUCACACACUUACCUGAGAGCAAAAUACAGGUUUGGUUCCAGAACAGACGAGCAAGGAGCAUAAAGAGCGGCAGGCUCAGCAGACCAGUGAAGAGGAGUCCUGGAAGAGAAGGCGGAACCACCUGUUUUCCUCCUCCCCCCAGCCUCCCCGCCCUCGGUCACUCUUUCACCUCAGCCAAACUCGGGGAGCUGGUUGGGCCAGAGCAGCACCAGGCCGACGCUGGGCGGCAGUCCUACUCAGACUGGGUCAGGCAGUACAGCAGCCCUGCCUCACAUCAUCUCCCCCAGCCCCCUCCCCCCGUCUCCCCCGAUCUUCCCGAAUCUGUGCUGUGGGACAGCGGCCAUCGCCCCCACGUCGGUCCCCGGGCCCCCCCAAUGUCCAUUGCAAGGCAAGUCCACCCUGUACAGCAGAGAUGGGACGAGCUCAACCAGCUUUGCGCCGCCACACCAGGGUACAGCCACCCCAGGGCCCAGCCUCACUCUGCCACCCAGGGCAGGUACAGCUGCGCCUCCGUAGACCAGGUGGUUCCCACUCACCCACAGCAGAUAUACUGGGACAUCCCCCACGGGCAGGACCAUCCUUCGGUGGGGCCUCAGACCUCGCUCGGGUACAUCUCCGACCUGAUCUACAAUGCCGCCGUUGUCACAAAUCUGCUGGAGUUCUGAUGCACUCUCACAUCACACAUAUACACACACCAACCUCCACAUAUCACCAUGUUAGAAAGCCCUCAGCACUGCUGUUGAUAUUCUACUCCUUUUUUUGUUCACUCAUCCCCCUUCCAUGCAAAGGCCUUGUUUUGCUUCCUGUAAUCUCAUUGUGUCCCAGUGAAACUACCAUUGCACUGGAAAUCCCACUACGUCUGGGCAUAGAAUAAGCACACAUGUACUGGUAUCUGGAGGACAACAAGAUGACUCAGGUGUUACAUGUCAUGAAUGCUGUUGGGUUUCCUCAGUAAUAUGGAAAUCCAGC
Megalops cyprinoides (Indo-Pacific tarpon) is the source of this 1267-nucleotide messenger RNA. It is a transcript of the gene sebox, whose product is annotated as SEBOX homeobox. Gene Ontology annotation, molecular function: DNA binding. The coding region runs from base 1 to 963 and encodes 320 amino acids. The transcript is spliced from 3 exons. NCBI's taxonomy places the organism in Eukaryota, Metazoa, Chordata, Actinopteri, Elopiformes, Megalopidae. The record is from RefSeq and is a predicted model, not a curated record.